Molecule: messenger RNA, 873 nt
Organism: Oryzias melastigma (Indian medaka)
Lineage: Eukaryota; Metazoa; Chordata; Actinopteri; Beloniformes; Adrianichthyidae
Gene: gins2
Product: GINS complex subunit 2
Exons: 5
Coding region: 89-649 (186 amino acids)
Biological process (GO): double-strand break repair via break-induced replication; DNA replication
Cellular component (GO): GINS complex; nucleus
Source: RefSeq, a predicted model, not a curated record
UAAUUGGCUCCCUUUUCCGGGUUGUCAGCGCGGGAAACAGCUGACAACUCGUGCUGCACUGAAAGGAUCAGAGAAACAUCGAGCAGCGAUGGAUCCCUCUGAGGUUGAGUUUCUAGCUGAAAAAGAGUUAGUGAAGAUUAUUCCUAACUUCAGUCUGGAUAAGAUCUAUUUAAUCGGAGGCGACUUGGGUCCAUUUAAUCCCGGACUGCCUGUCGACGUCCCGCUGUGGCUGGCUCUAAACUUCAAACAGAGACAGAAAUGCAGAAUUAUUCCUCCUGACUGGAUGGAUGUUGAGAAGCUGGAGGAAAUACGGGAACUGGAGAAAAGAGAGGAGGCCUUUACGCCCGUUCCCAGCCCCUAUUACAUGGAGCUCACCAAGCUGUUACUCAACCAUGCAUCCGACAACAUUCCCAAAGCCGACGAGAUCCGAACCCUGGUCAAAGACAUCUGGGAUACUCGAAUAGCUAAACUCCGCCUGUCUGCUGAUAGUUUCAUCAGUCAGCAGGAGGCUCACGCCAAGCUGGACAAUCUGACUCUGAUGGAGAUCAACACCAUCAGAGAGUUCCUCCUGGAUUCUCUGAACUGCAUGUACAAGCUGCGCUCCAAUCUGCAGCCAGGGUCCAGCGGGAGGACGUUCACGGACUUCUGAAGGCUUUAGACUCAGACGUUCUGGAGGCGUGGAGUGAACCCUACAUGUUAAAUAUGUAUAGUGAAAACUAAACAAGCAAGAACUGAGAAUUCUUUUCAACCUUUAUUUUUUUUAAGCUUUGCUUUGUUUGAGAAACCGUUUUGUGAUCCAACCUGCUGUUAGUAUGUAUGUACAGUUCUAAUCAUCUCUCUGUAAUUCUAAAUACACUGUUUUUUGAGGUGGGA